This is a messenger RNA of Physcomitrium patens, 2095 nucleotides long. RefSeq names its product bystin. Gene Ontology annotation, cellular component: cytoplasm; nucleolus; preribosome, small subunit precursor. Gene Ontology annotation, molecular function: snoRNA binding. Gene Ontology annotation, biological process: rRNA processing. The record is from RefSeq and is a predicted model, not a curated record. NCBI's taxonomy places the organism in Eukaryota, Viridiplantae, Streptophyta, Bryopsida, Funariales, Funariaceae.
UUUAGGGUUUUGACGAUGUCAGUUGUUACAGGCAUUGCUGAGGCAGGGUCCUCAUCUCAUGCACGGGCUCGAUACUUCCGUUCCAUGCUAAGAUUUCGACUGCGGAACCCUGUCUUAGACUUAUCGUAGAAGCACCUGUGCGGUGUUCUGUCGGUGAAGAUUGCUGGGAGGAAGACGAGGAUUUUUGAGUCCAUUUGCAGCUGUGUUCAGUUGGGAAAGGGGCGUUGAAGAGACAGAGGAGAGAACCUUAGCUGUGUUGUGCAUUUAUGGUGAUAGAAGGCUACAUUUUCAGAGGAACUCCGCUGUCGCUGAUUGUGUAGUUUGUCAUAAUGGCGAGCCACUCACAGCCGAGGGCUCCUGGACAGGAUAAGAAGAAGCGAAAAGAUGCAGGGGCUGAGAAACAUGUACUUAGCUUGGCUGAUCAGAUGGAGCAGAGCCAUGAGGCUUUGCCACCAAAGCGCAGGCAUCCGAGAAAUCGUAAUCGCCAGCAAGCUACCGAUGAGUAUGUGACUCCAGUGAUGAGUAAUAAAAUUCUCAGUGAAGCAAGGAUGCAGCAAUUGGAAAUUGAUAACGAGAGGGAUGAAGAGACAGGUGUUGCAGCUACAAGAAGAGCUUUCACUGCUGCUAUUCCCGAUCAAAGGAUGGACAGUGACAGUGACGACGACGAUGGGUUCUCUGAUGGGGAAGAACAAACUGAAGAAUUCGAGGAAGUAACAGAAGAAGAUGAAAGAAUUAUGUCAAUGUUUAUGGCUUCUGAUACAGCUCCACAACUAACAUUAGCGGAUAUUAUUAUGGAGCGGAUUAACAAUAAGGGUGGGGAUGAAACGGUUGCUGCCGAAGUGGAAGGUGAAGGUCGAACGAUACCGGGCGUAGAUUGCAAAAUUAUAGAGGUUUAUCAGGGGGUGGGCAAGUUGCUCAGUAGAUAUCGGGCGGGCAAGUUACCUAAAGCUUUUAAAAUUAUUCCUUCACUUUCCAAUUGGGAGGACGUGCUAUUUUUAACAGAGCCCGAGAGAUGGUCUCCAAAUGCUAUGUAUCAGGUCACUAGAGUUUUUGCCUCCAACUUGAAUGCACGUAUGGCCCAGCGCUUCUAUAAUUUGGUCCUCCUACCAAGAAUCCGAAACGACAUAAGGGAGCACAAGAGACUUCACUUUGCUCUUUACCAAGCUAUGAAGAAGGCUGUCUACAAACCUUCAGCAUUUUAUAAAGGCCUUCUGCUUCCCCUCUGCCAGUCCAGAACAUGCAACCUGCGGGAGGCUGUUAUUGUUGGGAGCGUGCUUCAAAAGGUCUCAAUCCCUGUUUUACAUUCUAGUGUCGCACUACUGAAAAUUGCUGAGAUGGAGUAUUGUGGCACAAACAGUUAUUUCUUGAAGCUUUUAUUGGACAAGAAAUAUGCUCUGCCGUACAGAGUCCUGGAUGCAGUUUUGUCUCAUUUUGUGAGGUUUAUUGAGGAUGAUCGUGAUCUUCCCGUUAUUUGGCACCAAUCUCUGCUCACGUUUGUUCAAAGGUAUAAGAAUGAGCUGAGCGAGGAAGACAAGGAGAGGCUAAAGCAGUUAACGCGGAGACAAAAGCAUUAUCAGGUGACACCGGAGAUUCACAGAGAGUUGCUCAACAGUAGAAACCGUGGUCAGAAAGACCAUAAUGUGUCAAUUUUCCCUAUGAAAGUUGAAAAAGCAGUUCUGAAAGAAGAUAUGUGGAAUCUUCCAGAAGUCCAGAUCAGUAUGGAUGAAGAUUGAUGCUAAGUCAAUUGUUCAAUAUCCGAGCUAAUUAAGUAGCGACUGUUUGAGCAUUCUCAAGUAUGACAAUCAUAAAGUGAGUUAGCUGGUUAAUGGCCAGUUAAUAUUUUCGCUUUUCAAUGUUUUUCCCACUAGAAGGUGGAGGGCACAUCCUAAAUGCGUGUUCUUGGGGCAAACAUCGUUGCAUGCAAAUUAUGAGGAUCGUUCAUUUUUCAUUUCGCUUCGGCUAAUGUCGAGAUCAAGCGUUCGUGACCUAAAGAUUCUGAUCUGCUUUACACUGCAUGGCAGAUCCAAAUGUACUGCUUUGUCCAGCAUCUACUCUUAAAAGUUUAUACUGCAAUGUAUUAUGAAGUAGUCAAGGA